Messenger RNA from Amphiprion ocellaris (clown anemonefish), 1629 nucleotides. RefSeq lists its product as uncharacterized. The transcript has 3 exons. The record is from RefSeq and is a predicted model, not a curated record. Lineage: Eukaryota; Metazoa; Chordata; Actinopteri; Pomacentridae. Bases 259 to 1056 code for a protein of 265 amino acids.
UAUUGCACAAAAUGUCUGUGCACAGUCCUGCUUCGAAGCAGGAAACAGGUAAAGAGGGAGUCACCAACCUUUGAAACUUUCUUUACAACUUUCAAAGAGCCUCCUUCCAUCAUUCUGUUGAAUUCUCCACCCCUUCCUGCAUUAGCUUUAAAAACACGGGACUCCAAGUUAUGUUCAGCAGUUUGUUUAGAGAUCAUCUCUGUGCUGCCUACCAGUCUGAUAUCAUCUGCCCAGAGUUCACCUUGUCACGCUGUCAACAUGGGAAUAGUUCUAGGAAUUGUGGCUGAAGUAGCUGCAUCGGCGGUGGCGGCAGCCGCAGAAGCUGCUGCAACUGCAGCGGCGGAGGCUGUGGCCGAGGCAGCAGCUGAGGCUGCAGUUGAAGCUGCAGCGGAGGCAGCAGCAGAGGAAGCAGCAGAGGCUGCAGCAGCUGCAGCAGAGGCUGCAGCAGAGGCAGCCACUGAAGGUGGAGCUGCAACCAUGGUUCAGGUUUUGCAGUGGGUCGCCAAAUUUUUCAAAAUAAUUAAAGAGUUCUUGGCUAUUGAUGCUGUCUUCAAGGCUGCAAAAGAAGUCAUAAAAAGCUUCAUUGAUGCACCUGGUGCUCGUGAAAAAUGGAACAAAAUGGAGAAGUCUCUUCAUGUGUUCACCAAGCUAGCAUCCAAGAUGGAAGAAUUUAGCAAAUGGCUGAAGGAACAUCAGAACGACACUGUGAAGCUUCAAGGAAUUGAUGUCCCUUUGGAAUCAGGCAUUCUAAACAAGUUCAUGAAACCACUGUCAACAGCAGUGGGAAUUCUACAAAGACUGUCUGCAGAUGUUUCCAAAAUGAAUGUGAAAAACCAGAUGAUGACAGAUGCACAGAUAACAACUUUACAAAGAGGCAUCAUCCGAAUUGUAGCAACAUUUGAGUCCAUUGCCAAAUACAAGGAGGACAACGGCGAAAAACUCCCUGUGUUGAAGUCACUUCCAAUCACCAUGGAUGAAGUGAAGGAAUGGAAGGAUGACAUUGGUUGUCAAGAGGGUACUGUUUUGUCACUUUUGCAGCUUCAUACAUACAUAUAAGGGAAGCUCUGUUUAGGGAAGCAACAAUGCAUCUCAGACUUUACAUCAAACAUGAUUUGCCUAAUGUCAUCUAUGUGUGGUCUACAGAACAGAAGUGAUCUGUUGGUAAUCAUGAAUAAUGCAUUGUGUGUCCUGUUGUUUCAUCUACGGAGAACUGUUCAUAAUAUAAACAGAAAUUUACAGAUUACAAUUUUUUAAAAGGUACUGUUUCUAAAAUAUUAGUGCUGUGAAUACAGAUAAAAUUCUCUUGGUAAGCAGGUAGAAUUUGAUUUUCCACUAUUGCAUUUUCCUACUGUUACUGAUUUAAUGAUUUUUGCUAUUGAAAUCGCAGGUUUAGUUACCUUUUCGGACAUGACAGAGAAGUGGAAGAGAGCAUUUGUUGUGAUGUGAAAAAAAUGUUUAAAAAAAAAAAAAAAAAAAAGCAGAUAAAUACAUCUUAAUCCACUUCAAUAAUGUCAGUCCUCAAUUGUUUGGCAGUGCACUAUACAUGGAAACUCUUUCUGCAGUAUUUUACUGCACCGUGCUUGUGAAAUUGAUUAAUUUUUUUGCACAAUAAAAUCAUUUUUCCAUUUA